Sciurus carolinensis (gray squirrel) is the source of this 11158-nucleotide messenger RNA. RefSeq names its product ring finger and CCCH-type domains 1 (gene Rc3h1). Gene Ontology annotation, molecular function: metal ion binding. The record is from RefSeq and is a predicted model, not a curated record. Bases 471 to 3875 code for a protein of 1134 amino acids. Lineage: Eukaryota; Metazoa; Chordata; Mammalia; Rodentia; Sciuridae. The transcript is spliced from 20 exons.
CUCUCCGGGCCACGCCCCUGUCUCCGGGGCGGGCCGGAGUCUGAGGAAGAGGAAGGGGACGAGGACAACGGGCGGCGGGGCGGCGGAGGACGCGGAGGAGGAAGAGGAGGCCGACCUACAAGAUGGCCCCUGCUGCAGGAGCGGCCUCGGCAGCAGCAGGUGGGGGGCUGGAGGCGGCGCUGGCGGCGGCGGCCGAGGCCCGGCGGCCUGGGACAGAGUCAGCGUCGAUGGUGGCAGCGGCGGCGGCGGCGGCUGCCGCGGCGGUGGCGACGGCCGCGGGGACGCGGAGCUGAGAGGAGCUGCUGCUCGGACCAGCGCGGUUAAUUUCACACUAUGUGCUGACUGUAUCUACAGAAGAUAUUUAACGAAAAAAAAAAAGAUAAACUUUUUUCAAAGAUUUUGAUUCCAGUGGAAUCUUUGCUUUAGAUUUGUGUGUGUGUGUGUGUUAGUGAAUUGUAACUCCAGAAGCAAUGCCUGUACAAGCUCCACAAUGGACGGAUUUCCUCUCCUGCCCAAUUUGCACUCAGACUUUCGACGAAACAAUUCGAAAGCCCAUCAGUUUGGGCUGUGGCCAUACUGUCUGUAAGAUGUGCCUGAACAAACUCCACCGCAAGGCUUGCCCAUUUGACCAGACCACUAUCAAUACUGACAUUGAGCUCCUCCCCGUGAACUCAGCAUUGCUGCAGCUAGUGGGUGCUCAGGUCCCUGAACAGCAGCCCAUUACUUUGUGUAGUGGGGUUGAAGACACAAAGCAUUAUGAAGAAGCCAAGAAAUGUGUAGAAGAGUUAGCAUUGUACCUGAAACCACUCAGCAGUGCUAGAGGAGUGGGUCUGAAUAGCACUACCCAGAGUGUUCUGAGUCGCCCAAUGCAGAGGAAGCUUGUGACUCUGGUUCACUGCCAGCUGGUGGAAGAAGAAGGCAGGAUUCGUGCCAUGAGAGCUGCUCGUUCUUUGGGUGAACGAACAGUUACAGAGCUCAUUCUCCAGCACCAGAAUCCUCAGCAACUCUCUUCCAAUCUUUGGGCAGCAGUCAGGGCUAGGGGCUGCCAGUUUCUUGGACCAGCAAUGCAGGAGGAAGCUCUAAAGCUGGUUCUGCUGGCCUUAGAAGAUGGCUCUGCUUUGUCAAGAAAAGUACUGGUUCUUUUUGUGGUGCAAAGGUUGGAGCCACGGUUUCCUCAAGCCUCUAAAACUAGCAUUGGGCAUGUUGUUCAGCUCCUUUAUAGAGCCUCCUGCUUCAAGGUCACCAAACGUGAUGAAGACUCUUCUCUGAUGCAGCUGAAAGAAGAAUUUAGGACCUAUGAAGCUCUGCGGCGAGAACAUGACUCCCAGAUAGUGCAGAUCGCUAUGGAAGCAGGCUUAAGAAUUGCACCAGACCAGUGGUCCUCUUUGCUUUAUGGAGACCAGUCUCACAAAUCUCAUAUGCAGUCCAUUAUUGACAAGUUGCAGACCCCAGCCUCUUUUGCUCAGAGUGUUCAGGAACUAACUAUUGCUCUCCAGCGGACUGGAGACCCGGCAAACUUGAACCGACUAAGACCCCAUUUGGAACUAUUAGCAAACAUUGACCCAAGUCCAGAUGCUCCUUCUCCUACUUGGGAACAGCUAGAAAAUGGACUGGUUGCUGUGCGUACAGUUGUGCAUGGGCUGGUUGAUUAUAUCCAGAACCAUAGCAAAAAAGGAGCAGAUCAACAGCAGCCUCCACAGCAUAGCAAAUAUAAAACAUACAUGUGUCGAGAUAUGAAGCAAAGAGGAGGAUGCCCUCGUGGCGCCAGCUGUACAUUUGCACACUCACAAGAGGAACUGGAAAAAUUUCGUAAGAUGAACAAACGUCUGGUUCCCAGAAGACCUCUGAGUGCCUCUUUGGGUCAGCUGAAUGAGGUGGGCCUGCCUUCUGCCGCCAUCCUUCCAGAAGAAGGUGCAGUGGAUCUGCCUAGCAGAAAACCCCCUGCUCUACCAAAUGGAAUUGUGUCAGCAGGAAAUACAGUAACACAGCUGAUUCCACGGGGAACAGAUCCCAGCUAUGAUUCUAGUCUGAAACCAGGGAAGAAUGAUCAUCUGAGCAGUAGUGCUCCAGGAUCCCCUCCUGACCUGCUAGAAUCUGUCCCUAAGAGCAUUUCUGCCUUACCUGUGAAUCCACAUCCUGUACCUCCAAGGGGGCCAACAGAUCUGCCUCCGAUGCCUGUCACCAAACCACUUCAGAUGGUACCACGAGGUUCUCAGUUAUAUCCAGCACAACAAACAGAUCUUUAUUAUCAGGAUCCUCGAGGAGCUGCCCCACCAUUUGAACCAGCAUCUUAUCAGCAGGGUAUGUACUAUACUCCACCACCAUGUGUGUCCCGCUUUGUCCGACCUCCACCAUCUGCUCCUGAACCUGGUCCUCCCUACUUAGAUCCUUAUCCACCUUACCUCCAAGAUCGUGUUGUGAACUCUCAGUAUGGUGCACAGCCACAACAGUACCCACCUAUGUACCCACCUCACUAUGAUGGCCGUCGAGUGUACCCUGCUCAGUCUUACACAAGAGAGGAGAUUUUCCGAGAAAGCCCGAUACCCAUUGAGAUUCCACCUGCUGCAGUACCAUCCUAUGUACCAGAGUCCAGAGAAAGAUAUCAACAAGUGGAGGGUUACUAUCCAGUAACCCCUCAUCCUACUCAAAUCAGACCUUCAUAUCCCAGAGAACCUCCAUAUAGCCGGCUUCCUCCUCCUCCUCCUCCUCCCCAGCCCCUUCCUAGUCUAGAUGAGCUACAUCGCCGAAGAAAGGAAAUAAUGGCCCAGCUAGAGGAAAGAAAGGUUAUCUCUCCACCUCCUUUUGCACCUUCACCAACAUUGCCUCCCACAUUCCAUCAAGAGGAAUUUUUGGAUGAAGAAUUGAAGGUAGCUGGGAAAUACAAAGGAAAUGAUUAUAGCCAAUACUCUCCUUGGUCAUGUGACACCAUCGGCUCCUACAUUGGAACCAAAGAUGCAAAACCCAAAGAUGUUGUGGCAGCAGGGAGUGUGGAAAUGAUGAAUGUGGAGAGUAAAGGAAUGAGAGACCAGCGAUUGGAACUUCAGAGAAGAGCAGUAGAAACCAGUGAUGAUGACCUCAUCCCAUUUGGAGACCGACCAACAGUAUCUCGGUUUGGUGCCAUCUCUCGAACUUCCAAAACGCUAUAUCAGGGUGCUGGCCCAAUGCAGGCUAUGGCACCUCAGGGAGCUCCCACAAAAUCUAUUAACAUUUCAGAUUAUAGUCCAUAUGGAACCCACAGUAGCUGGGGAGGUUCUCCAUAUUCACCUCAUCAAAACAUAACUUCUCAGGGACACUUCAGUGAGAGGGAGCGAGUAUCUAUGCCAGAAGUAGCCAGUCAUGGAAAACCCCUUCCAUCUGCUGAGAGAGAACAGCUCCGGCUAGAACUGCAGCAACUGAACCAUCAGAUUAGCCAACAGACUCAGCUACGUGGAUUAGAGGCUGUUAGUAACAGGCUGGUGUUGCAGAGGGAGGCAAACACCCUUGCAGGCCAGCCACAGCCGCCGCCACCUCCUCCAAAGUGGCCUGGAAUGAUCUCAAGUGAGCAGUUGAGUUUGGAACUGCAUCAAGUGGAAAGGGAAAUUGGGAAGAGAACCCGGGAACUAAGUAUGGAGAACCAGUGUUCUCUGGACAUGAAAAGCAAAUUGAAUACAAGCAAGCAAGCAGAAAAUGGACAACCAGAACCACAGAACAAGGUUCCAGCUGGGGACCUUACCUUGACAUUCAGUGACAUACCGAAUGGAUCAGCCUUGACUCAAGAGAAUAUCAGCCUCCUAUCAAACAAGACCAGCUCUCUGACCCUAUCAGAGGACCCAGAGGGAGGAGGGGAUAACAAUGACUCCCAGAAAUCAGGAGUUACUCCCAGUUCUGCUCCCUAAAACAUGAGGAAUCCUAAUAUUCUCUUCUGCCCCUAAUCAAUUUGUGGGGCAUAGGGGUAGAAGAAUAGAUGACUUCUAAACAUGUUCUCUAAGAGUGGUCAGAGAAAUCCAGGAAAAGCACCAGAGGCAAUGUGCACAAACACCACUACUAAAAACAAACCCUGCACAUAGUUCACAUUAAUGCUUUUUUUUUAAUUUAAAGAAAAAGAAAAUUAGCAGUAUCUGCAAGCAAUUCAGAUUAAAUUUGUUUUUGUUCUGUGAAUGAACUUUAUUUUAAUAACUUUGGACGCCUUGGAUCCAGGGCUUUAAAAAAAAAAAAAAGAUGAUGAUAUUAUAUAUACACUCUGUUUGAUUAAUUGUAUGAUCUUAAUGAAGUAGGUUUUUCUUGUAUUUUGGUAUUAUUACAUACCCAGUGUAUAAUUCCUUAGCCCCAGUCCUUUCUAACUCUCACUGCUCCUUAAACUAAAACAGACAAAAAGCACUGGCAUUUCUUAGAAUUUUGUGGUGCUUGACAAACAGAGACAGUAAUAGACUGAGUUAUUAGAAAAUGUGCAGCAAACUACAUUUUCUCAGACCUGUUUAGAAUUUUUUUUCCUUUUUGUAUCACUAGGUUCAUGGGUAGAUAUGUUUUUGUUAUGGCAUUGAAACUUUUGUUGUUACCUCUUAGAAGGGUUUUAUUUUUAGCUUUUCAGAAAGAGAAUUAACAACUAAUGUUUUAGUUCCCUGUUUAGGAUACUUUGCAUUCUCUUAAUAUAAUCAGAAAGGCAAAUCACUGUUUGUCUUGUUUAAUUAGAUUUUAAUGAAGAUUAAGAGCAAGAUGUAAUUUGUUAGCACUAAAAAUACCCAAUUGGUGUAUUGGCUGGGCUGAGCUCUUGGUUGGAAAUUUGGAGUUUUUUUGUUUUGUUUUGUUUUGUUUUUUAACAAAUUAAACUUCACUAAAAUCAUAGAAUGCUCACAAACUAGGACAAUCAUUCACGUUUUAAAACUAACACUUGAUUGGAACUUAAAAUGAACACGGACACAUUAUUUCAAUGAAUGAAAUAUGGAUACAUUUUUUCUCUCACUCUCAAAAUUUAAAAAAGCAUAAAACAAAACCCCUGUAUACUGGAGCCCCUGGCUUUCAGAAAGAUUUGGCAAAUAUAAAACUGCCUGAAUCUUAAGGAUGGUUUAUGAAUUGAUUACUUUUUGCUGUCCCAAAGUAUUACCAUAAAUAAGUAGUAAAUAUUUUGAAGUUAAUUUUCAUUUAUUAGGUAUUCCAGCCUUGAAAAACUUUGUUCAAGAAAAUUUUGAAAAGAGGAAGAAAUUUUUUAAAAAUUUCUUUAGUUCUGCUGCACAUAUUCUGAUACCCUGAGUCUGUACUUAACCCCUAUAAAGCAUGUUUUGUGGGGAUUAUUUCGCUUUCUCUGUCCCUCUGUUUUCCUGAUAUUUUCAGUUUCCCUUUUUGGAUUAUACUACUAAAUCAGAAAGCACUGGUUAUGUAAUAAGUUACUGCAUUGCUUUGGUUGGGUAAAAGCAAAAGUUUAUAUUUUUCUUGUUUCUUAUAUUCUUAACCCUUAACUCCUGCUGAGGUCAUAACAGCCUCAGUCUAAGCUCUGUUUCCAUUAUAUUGUUAACUGAAACAAAUGGGGGUGGGUGGGAAGGGUAAUACAGUCCUGCCAUUGCCUACCAGUAGGAGAGUCCAAACCGAACACUCUUUUGAGUAGCGAUUAUUUAAUUUGCCCAGUCAAGGCACCGUGUUUAUAUACUAUUUCACAUUGAAUUUGAUUAUGCCCUACAGACCUGGCUGGUCAAGGAUUUGAUAUACACAUUUGGCUUGGGAUUCGAGCUUUCUUUUUUAUUUAAAUAAAAAUUUAUAUAUAUAUUAUAUAUAUACAUAUAUACAUAGCUAUAUCUGUAUAUAUAUUGGGUAUGUUUUAAGGAUUUCUUCGCAUGAGCGCAGCUGUUGCGAUAAAAUGACUGAUUGGGAGGUAGAAGCACUGAACGAAGGUGAGGCAUUUUUUCAGUUGAUACAUACAUUUUCCAUUUUAAAAAAAUGCAUAUAUUUGCUUAUUUUGGCCUUUUAAAAAAUAAAAACCCUGUUAUAUUUACACUUUAAGUACUUAUUGUUUGUUGGGAGAAGGAAAGAAACUUUUGUUAUGUCUGACAGAGUCUCAAGAGUUUUCAUUUCUCUAUAUAAAAGGCAACAUUGUUGGCCUCCAACCUUCUGUAGGCAAAUUUGGACAUAUCUUAUUUCUCCUUUGGACAUGUCAGAUAAUUCCUAAGUUUUAGAAGCAGUUGGUUUACUUUGGAAGUUGGAAUGAUUUCUGGUAUUAGAAAAGAAUUUAUGGGUAAUGGUUUUGUUGAAGUUCAGAAUAAAAGUAAAGUUCCAUUUGGGGUAUUUAUUGAGACCCCUGAUAACUCAAAUUCUUUCAUCUUGUUUCUUCAUAUACACUAAUACUUUUUUAUGUAUUUUCAUUUGGGGGCUAAAAAAAUCUUUUCUGCAUGAAUUCUCGCUGUAGCCCUCCCUGUCCCUAGAGGCAGUCUGAUUGGAUAGAAAAGCAGAAUGGUAAACUGUCCUUUUGUCUAGUAGUUCAGCUGUUUUAAAUUGGUCAUUCUGCAUUACCUGAUGGAAAUUGUUACAGCUUUCCUAGUGUCCUCCAGUGGGUUUAGGAAUUUAUUAAAACCCCAGAACUUUGUUUUGUUUUUGUUGUUUUUCUCUUGGAUAUACUUUGUGUUAUGAGGAGCCCGUAAAGGUAAAUGGCCUAUUAGGGCAUACGAAUAACUACUUGAUUCUUCAACUGCUUUUUUAUCAAAAUCUGGAAAGCAUUGAUUUUUUUUUUUUCCUGACUUUUUAAAUGUAUUUGUGCCUUUAGAGACAUUAAGAAGUGAAACCAAUCAGGUAGGAAAUACAGUUUUUGUGCUUUCUUUUACACAUUAGUUUCUUCUGGAGAUAAUUUUGUGCUUUUCAAAAGCAAGACUUGGAAAUCUCCAAUGAACUCCAUCAACAGUUCUGAAAGGGUUAAGAUAGGAGUAAUGAGCAUGUGUUCACUCUUGUUUAAAUAACAAAGUUAGAUUUUGUUAUUAUGAGAAAUAUAAAAGUGUUUUGGAUUAUUUUUUCAAGGAGUUUCUGGAGAAGUGUAGAAGACUUGAGAAUAAGACGUCCAGGCUCAGUUUCCUGUCUUACAUGUAGUUCUUUUGCCUAAUCUAUAGAUAUUGUCAAAAGAUAAGUCUAAUAGAUGCCCUUUUUUAGAUAAUGUACAGAGCCUAAAGUGACCAAAGAUCCAUUCUUUAUUUUCUAAUUGAGAGGAAGUUAGUUAUAGCAUAGGUUCCUAGUAGUAAUAUUACUCAAACGAUAAUGACACUAUUCUUAAUGUCAACUACUCAGAAUGUAUAGAACAGCAUUAAUGUGGGUGAUUCCCUUCUCCCAUCUUAUUUCCCUUCCCUUUUCCUAUUCUUUCCCAUGUAUUUGUUUGCCUGAAAGAUAAAAAAUUGUUAUGAUUCUUAUUUGCUACUUUUGAGUAUGUAACUCCAUCAGACUUUGCAUGGGUCUUCAUUGUUGGAGCUCAAAAUUUAAUUCCUAAGUUUUCCCAUGAAUGUCUCUUUUUUUUCCCCCUGACCCUUUUCCAUUCUGCAGUUUCCCCUUGACUUACCCACUGCCCUUCCCAAUCUGUAACAGUGACAGUUUGCUGCCUCAAAACAGAGCAUUCAAAUGAAUUCGCUUAGCCAAUAACUUCUGUGAAGUUGCCUUUUCUAAUGGUGUUAUUACUCAGUGAUGCACAAAUGUGGUAUUUGCCCUACUGGUAGGCAAACAGAGGUCUGGUUAAGAAUGGUAACCUGCUGUUUUCUUUAAGGGAGAGCCAAAGACUUGUGCUUUACUGUUUUGGUUUUGGGAGAUAUAGUAGCCAUUUGAUUGUGUAACCUUUUAGUAUUUGUGAGUUGCCUGUACUGUGUAGAUUUAUCUAAAGUUAACUGUUAAAGUUAGCUGGCCUUAUAAAAUGUAAAAUUAAUGGAAAUUCAUCAGUUUUUCUAAACCUGUGAAUGUCAUCUUUUACAAUAUUUGUGUGUAAUCAACCACCCUGCCUUCUUUGAGACUCUUUUAUAGCAUCUCCCAUGGUUUUGUUUUUUCACUUGUGCCUGAAGGAUGAUACACUCUCAGGAUGGUCAGGUCAUGGGACUGGGUAAUCUUGAGUAUCUGGCUGGUGAGAAAUAAUUCAUUGUAGUCAGAUUCAGAGAAAAAUAAGAAUCUUCUCAUUAAAGAGAAUUCAUUUGCUUUUAUACACACACACACACACACACACACACACACACACAGGUCUUGCUGUCUUUUUUCCACUUUCUUUUUGUUCAUUUUAAAGAACUGAGUAAAGGCUUCAUAAUAAAAUCUCUCUGUAAAAACUACCUAUAAUGAUAUUUCAUUAGGAGAAAUGGCCCACUUACUUUUAGGAGAAAUGGAUAACUUGUCAGAUAAUUAACUGCAGUGUUUACUUCAACCUUUACCUUAAAAUAAUCCUAGUUUAUUAAAAUUUUAAUUAAUGACGCAUGGUUACAGUGUUGCAAAGGUGAUCUCUUCCCCUGAAAGUAAAAAUCAGAGCUGCUAAACUAAAAACAGAUUGUAUUCAGCCUUGGGGACUGAACAGACAAGCUGUCUACUACUGGUGUCAUUGUCCCCUGCAUGCUGUCUUAUUGAUCCACUUCUACAUUUCUACCUUGGACAGCUUUGAUUUUUUAUUUAUUUGUUGCUUCAGCUCAGCUUUAUGAAAUUUUUCUGCUGAAAUGAUAUUGGGAGUUGUAGAUGAAUUGCAGUUAAUAUUUUGUUUAAAUUCUCAAUUCCGCUUUUCUGAGCCACUUCAAAAAAGAAAGCUGUUUUUGUCAAAAGGUACUAUUAUAGUAGAUAACUUAAGAUUUGGAAUUUUAAGACUUUGUUUUUGUGAUUGCUGAAAGUCUUUUCACAAUAGAUUCUAAUUGAUAAGUAAUACUGGCUGUAAUGUUAAUAAUAAGAAACUGCCAACACCAGGAGUGACACCUUUUAUUAAUUGGUAUGUUCCCAGUCGGUGGAUUUUCAAUACUGCACUGAGCAGAGGGGGUCCAGAACCCUUUGCAGCCCUGUUGAGGUCGCUGGGUUACCUCACCACUGGAACCCUUGUUUUCAGAGCCUCUGAGUUUUCAGCCAAACACUGAAUUCCCCUAAACUUUGUCCUGAGCAAAACAUCCCUAGAGUAACCUUUAUUAUCACAAGAAAAUAAGGCACAACAUCCCAAGGUAGAGAACUUAAACCUGUAGACAAUAUUGUGUCCAAAUGUGUGUUUAGAGAAAUAAAAUCCUGUGGAGUUUGUUAUCCUAAUGUAUCUUUAUUAUAUACUAGAUAACGUGACUUGUUUUCUUAUAUUGAGAUUCCACUGUCUCUGGUUGGCUUUUCUUUGGUUUUGUGUUAGUUCUUGUUUUUUUUUUUUUGUUUUUUUUUUAACUCUAAGCAGACAGAGCUCACAAGUCUUUGGCAUCCGUUUUAGGUUAUACACUCAGAGUUGUCUUAUAACUGGAAACCGUCAGGUGGGGCCCACCCCAGCGAGCCUGUGAGAGGGGCCGAAAAGGGUGGGAACAAAUGGUGGGUUGGUAUAUUUUUUUUUUUUCUUUUUUGCCUGAUUUUUUUUUAAUUAAAAUUUUUAGUUUUAUCUCUCUUCAUUGAUUGGCUGCCUUUCUCACAAUAAUAUCUGAACUACCCCAUAAAAUAUUCCUUUGAUUUAAAGGCAUUUUAAGCUUUUUUGCCUCUAAUAUUCACCUUUCUCUCUUCAGCUGAGACACUCUCCUAUUUUUUUCAGAUGUAUUGUUGCCUAGUGUCUUUUCCCCUUUGUCUUUUCCCGCAUUAUGGGAUUGAAAGGAACUUGAAGAUUUUUUUCUUUCAUUUUAUUCAUUGGUCAUGGACUUUAUUAGCUUUAUGAUGAAUCUAUGACUUUGAAACAUAAGCAAUGGAAAAAGUAAAUUAAGGUAAUGAACAAAACCUUUCACCCACUUAAACAUUUUCCAGUUGUGAGAUUCCUCUUGAUGUGUGUGGUCUCUUCUUGUUACUCCCUGCUACCCUUUUUCUGACUAUGGUCAAUUGGUCUUUAGGCUCAUACCAGUCUCCCAGAGACAUUCUGCAGUCAUUAUCACCUUUUUGGGUGGAUUUUAUUUUGUUUUGUUUUUUAAAAAAAAAAAUAAUAACUUUUUAACAUUGAUGCAUAUUUGCUUGGGAUAGAGCUUGUGUAAUUUACCAAUCGUAUUGAUUGUAUGUGAUUGUGCCCUGCAGAGGUAUACUUAACAAGACAAAAAUAAUCUAGGCUAAUAAAGGAGCCCUUGAGAUUUGAGUCAGGUUAUAAGUGACUUUAUAAAUCACUUAGAAUUUUGAAUAGUGAGAAUUCUUUCUCUUAUUAUAAAUCAGUGCUAGAUAAAAUGUCAUUUUUUAAAGGUUUUCUUGCAUUCCUGGGUUGGUUGGUUGGUUUGUUUGGUUGGUUGGUUGGUGUGGGUUGUUUGAAUCCCAUUGCUUCGGUUCCUUGUUUUUUGUUUUGUUUUGUUUAGGUUUUUUUUUUGGGGGGGGGGAGGGGGGUUUGCCUGUCCCUACCCACUCGUUGAGAAAUUUAAAAAAAAUUUUUUAAUUUAAUGUUUAAACUUAAAGUGACAGCCAAUUUUUAAUUGCUGAAUUUUGUGAAAUUUUACUUUUUUCCAAAUGUUUCCAAUUUUAAAAGAAGUGAAGAUAGUGGGUUGGAAUUUCACAAGCUGUGAAUAAUUCCAUAGCGUCUGGCAAACUGUGAAAUCUUGUUUGAAGACUUUAUAUGACUUAUCUGAAAGUUCUUUUGGAAUAGGAAAAGAAAACCCUUGUUUGAAAUGGACCAUUUCCUCUCUUUAAAUCUGGUUAGUAUUUCUAAUUUUUAAGCAGCCUUCAAAACAAAUAAGGUGGAAAAAAAAAGAAAUAAUAGGACUAUGUUUAGAGCAGUAGACUCUGAAUAAGUACAUGUUCCACUUGUUGCAGGUUUUUGAGAGGAUUAGGGCCAUCUUUUUCUAUUUUCUAUUAUUUAUGUGCAUGUUGUUUAUAUCAAGAUGCCACAUUUUGUUAAAAUGCUAUUUCCUUCCUUUAUUACCUUGGAAACUGACUCAGCCUCUUGUUGCUCCUAAUUAGUAUUUAAGGCUCCCAUGAGUUGCAGAUAAAAGGAUUUACUUUAACAAGUAGAAGGAGGUGAUUCACCAUUUGGAUUGUAAAUAUAUGAAAGUGUCUACAAGGUCUUUAUCUGCUUUCUGUCAGCAUUUAUAUUAAAUGAUAAAUUAAUGAGGAA